UGCUAACGGUUUGCUAUGAGCUUUGAUGGCCACCGUCAACCCCUCAAGCUCCGCAAAUUCAUUAAAAUAAUUUACGCAAUUUAGCUUUGUUUAUUGACUUUCCAAUCAGUUAGUACUCGCAUCUGUUUUGCGUAAAAAAAAAAUCUUGUCUGGAGAAGCCAUGAAGUUUACAAUGUUACACUUUUCCAGGAAGGAAGAAACUUCGUGAAAGGCUCUACUAACUAUAAAACGUUCGUUUCUACCUCUAUUAAAUUCUGUUCUUAGCAUAUUGAUAAAGAGAUGCACAAGACAAACCAGUCGUGCUAAACAAGAAGAACCGUACAGAGAAUACCUUCUUGCAUUGUAUUUUUUGAAAUAAAUACAAUAACGCACCAUACUAACCUUCUGUAGACGGUAAACGUAAUAAUGUUAAAUUCAGUUCUUCGCUUUGUGUUUGAUGCCGUGGAGCAGUUUUCCCAGAGUUCGGAUUUUUCUGAUUUUGUCCAAAAGCUUCCUCAUUUUUUCGCCCUGGUCUCUGUUCUGCUGGGGGGUGUGGUUUUCUUUGUUGUUGUUUUGCUCAAGAAAAGAGGCCAGCGUGGUACCGCGUCCUGCUUUCCCGUUGAUUACAGCACAGACCUUUCAAUUGAAGAAGUGGUACAGAACAAAUACUUUGCUGAAAUUAACGGAAAGAGGAGACACCGGGAUGAACUGACAAAGAAAAAAAGAAAAGAAAAGGGGAUGGAAUCAGUGAAUGGACAGCCCCCCAUUGCUCCAGAAACCAGAACAUCAAUGGAGGACAGCAUACAGAGCGCCACUGUUGACAAGCAAAUGAAGCCCAAGAAAAAGAAGAGAAAGACGGAACUUGUGGUAAAGAAGCUUUCAAAGGGACUUGCGUCUGACAAAGAGAAGAAUGACGAAGAAGAGGCGGGUGUGUGGGUUACAAAAAUCAGCAGUCGAGAGAAGAGACAGCUGAAGAAGGAGCGCAUGAAACAGAAGGAUACUGCAAAAGCUGUAUCCCCUGAGGCCCUAGCUUGGGGUGAUGAUGCUGAUAAAGAAACUGAAUGGCAGGCCUCACCUCAGAGUGCGGACCCUGACACUGGGGGUUGGGGGGAGGCUGAUGGCAAAAUGCAAGACUGCGUAUGGAGAGAGUUGAAGCCCCAGGACGCCUUGCAGACAAGCCAGAGACCAGUGGAAUGGGCGCCACCAGGAAAGCCAGAAGAGGAUAUCUUUUCCCAUGUAGGAACAUGGAAUGUGAAAGAUGCAAACAUGGAGCCUGUGACUUUUGGGACUCUGUCUGACUUGUCCUGUGAAUUAGUCCAGACAGUAUCUCAUCACAACAAACUAGUCCGUCCCACUGCCUGCGGAGUGGUAAGCUACCCAACUUUAGUGGAUGAAGCUUGGCUUGGAUUAGUGGAUCCUUUUGUCAUCGACCAAAACUCAGAUUGGAGCCCUCCUGCUGAGGAGUGGGGUAACUGGACAGGAGAGUCCAUCUCACUGGCACAACCGCAGACAGCUAACGAGAAGCAGCAGGUACAGGGGUCUGGAAGAGCACGGGAAGAGAACCUGAAGGGAGAUGUUUCAGUGAACCCGUCUCAGUGGGCAGCAGGAGGUUCUCCAGGAAACACACACAUGGAGUACAAGAGUUUAGUUGGACCGGUGUCUGCUGACAGUCAAGACACCAAGAAGGAAAGAAAGAAGAAAAAGAAAACAGAAAGAAACCUGAUAUAGUAUUCCGGCAAAGCGCAAGGGAUCAAAAUCGCAUUGUGUGGUUGCUAAGUUAUCUGCAAUGGCUCUGCUUUAGGAAGUGCUGCACUAAGCCCAAUCCAACAUCCAGAAUGCCAGAGAGACACUUGAAAGUGAGAGAGUUUAAGGAAGUAAAGAAGAUCAGACUGGCGCUUCUAGGUGUGCAGAUACAACUGCUCAGAGCUUAUUAACCCCAGAGAUUCAACUGGGAUUUUGUUUUCUAAUAAAUUGGUUCAAAGGUAACAGUAGUGUCCUCCUGUAUUGUAGGAGUCACCAUGUUUGUCAUGACAGUAAAACAUUAGUUUUUAUGUUAUUAUUAUUUGUUUAUUUAACAGACGGCUUUAUCCAAGGCGACUUACAGAGACUAGGGUAUGUGAACUAUGCAUCAGCUGCAGAGUCACUUAUAAUUAUGUCUCACCCAAAAGACGGAGCACAAGGAGGUUAAGUGACUUGCUCAGUCACACAAUGAAAAGUGAAGUUACUGUAGGUAACCAGAUACAUUUGUCCCAUUUUAUCAUAGUGAGAAAUAUGUUAAAAGCGAAGAAAUACAUUUCAGAAUAUUCAUUUUCAUGUCCAUUUUCAUGGCAGCUUAUUGUCCUGUUUCAAUGAGUAACUUGUUUGUUUAGUUGAUUUUUAUCUACACCUCAUCCCUUAUUUUCUGUAUUAAGAUGUGUUUAUAGGGCUGUAAAUUAAUAAUUAGUUCCUCAGGAAAAACACCAAUGCAACUUUUUUAUUAUUGCAGUAUAGUCCACCAUUGAUUUUAUAGCAUUAAAAUGCACUUCCUUCUGUUUAUUAUUAUUUAAGAUAUGCAUGGCAACGAUGGGAAACAGUAUGUCUGUUCUUUCAUGGAAAAAAUUGUGUAAUAAUGUAAAAAUCUUUGUAUUUUUAUUUUUUUUUACUUAACAUUUUUGAUAUUCAGUAAAGUCCCUAUUAUUAAAUCAGUUCAAAUACAUACUGCAGCUUUUUAUUUCUGUUGAAAUUAUUUCUCUUUUAGUUUCCAAAGAUUGCUUUUCAGUGUGAUGUGUGAAAUAUAAAUUAGGUGAAUCCUU
Messenger RNA from Acipenser ruthenus (sterlet), 2771 nucleotides. Its product is annotated as protein LYRIC-like. Gene Ontology annotation, biological process: positive regulation of canonical NF-kappaB signal transduction; negative regulation of apoptotic process; positive regulation of angiogenesis. NCBI's taxonomy places the organism in Eukaryota, Metazoa, Chordata, Actinopteri, Acipenseriformes, Acipenseridae. The transcript is spliced from 10 exons. The record is from RefSeq and is a predicted model, not a curated record. The coding region runs from base 406 to 1707 and encodes 433 amino acids.